Messenger RNA from Branchiostoma belcheri (Belcher's lancelet), 2726 nucleotides. RefSeq names its product E3 ubiquitin-protein ligase pellino homolog 1-like. The transcript is spliced from 8 exons. Gene Ontology annotation, molecular function: ubiquitin protein ligase activity; protein binding. The record is from RefSeq and is a predicted model, not a curated record. Lineage: Eukaryota; Metazoa; Chordata; Leptocardii; Amphioxiformes; Branchiostomatidae. Gene Ontology annotation, biological process: protein polyubiquitination; regulation of Toll signaling pathway. Bases 295 to 1629 code for a protein of 444 amino acids.
UUCGAGCGAGAUUUGGCGAGAUUCGUAGAAAGAAGCGAAGCAGACAUCCCAAGUCGUGGACGAUCCUGCUUUGUUUCCAUUCUCUUCUGACGUCGUUUCUCGCGCUCCUUGGAGAUUUCUCAAGACGUUUUGGUCAGAAUAUGUUUCCUUGGCUUUCACAUGCUCCAAGUAUGACGUAAAAUCGGCGUAAACCUUGCGUGGAGAGCGGGAAAAGGUAUUAUUUCUGACCGUCAGACGACGCUUUGAGUAAGAGGGCAGCAGCCAUCAGUUGUUCCGUCAGGGGUCCACCAGGCGAUGCCAACAAGUGACAGUGAACGCUGUGAAGCAAAGAAACUGAAGACAGAGGCCCAAUACAUGAGCACAGAGGAGAACGGAGAGGUACCAUCAUCACCCGAAAAGGCGCUGCUCAAAUACGGAGAACUUGUAGUACUUGGGUACAAUGGGUCACUUCCGUAUGGAGAGAAGGGUCGUCGCAAGACACGCUUCACAUUAUUCAAGCGAGCGGCAGCCAACGGGGUCAAGCCAUCCACCCAUCACAUCGCCAAAACACCACAGGCCUCAAAGAUUGUAGCAGAUAAGUCCCAUCACAGUGUGUCCUACACGUUAUCCCGGAACCAGACAGUGGUAGUGGAGUAUGUACGGGAUGAGGAUACUGACAUGUUCCAGAUUGGUCGAUCAACGGAGCCACCUAUAGACUUUGUAGUGAUAGAUACUGUGCCGGGCAACAAGACUGCCGAGGACUGUAAAGUGCAACAGAGCACCAUUUCUAGAUUCGCAUGUCGCAUCGUGGUCGAGAGAAACCCAACACAUACAGCAAGAAUCUACGCAGCAGGCUUCGAUUCCUCUAACAACAUCUUCCUUGGGGAAAGAGCGACUAAAUGGAAGAGACCGGACAGCUCCAUGGACGGUCUGACGACCAACGGAGUGCUGAUCAUGCACCCCACGGGGGGGUUUGGCCAGGAGUGUAAAGCCGGGGUGUGGAGGGAGGUGUCUGUGUGCGGCGGGAUCUACUCGCUCCGAGAGACGCGGCCCAACCCACAGAGAGGCAAGCUGAUCGACGACGAGUCCAACGUUCUACACGACGGCACGCUGAUCGACUUGUGCGGGGCGACGCUUCUCUGGCGAUCCUCCGCUGGACUGCAGAAAACUCCGACCCAUAAACAUAUUGAAGAGCUACGGAAAGAGAUAAAUGCAGCCAGACCCCAGUGUCCUGUCGGCCUCAACACCCUGGCCUUCCCCACACGUAGUAGGGCCACCAAGGUGACUGAGGAGAAGGAGAGACAGCCGUAUGUCUAUCUGAACUGCGGACACGUUCACGGCCAUCACUUAUGGGGACAGAAGGAGAACGAGAACGGGGACCGGGAGUGUCCCAUGUGUCGCACCGUGGGGCCCUACGUCCCCCUGUACAUGGGGAACGAGCCGGCGUUCUAUGUGGACUGUGGUCCGCCCACCCACGCGUUCUGUCCCUGCGGGCACGUGUGCUCGGAGCAGACGGCCCGCUACUGGGCGCAAGUACCGCUGCCUCACGGAGUCCAUGCAUUCCACGCAGCCUGCCCCUUCUGUGCAACACAACUCACAGGAGAGCAAGGCUUUAUCAAGCUCAUAUUCCAGAACGAUAUCGGGACGUAGUUUAAAUCCCUGUAGGUAGGAAAGUCGGAUUACCCCGGGUAGCCUAGUUAGGAUCAAUUUCAAAGUUGAAAAUUAAAAAAAAAUUAUUCAACCCAAGAGGCAGGUUGCGUUCACUGUUACACCAGUCAAGGAGGAGAGAAAAAAAAACGCCACGCGAGCACUACUGUAACGUUGCCCUUCGGUUCCAACUUGAAAAGGACUUUCAAGGGCUAACAAGACAUCUGGUCAGUAGGAUGGUCAAACUAGUCAGCUAAUGGAAAAGCUGCUGAUGCCUCCCUUCUGUAGAAUAUCACGUUUCGUUGCAGCUGUAACAGAAAGAGCAAAACCAAACCUUGCUGUCCACAUGCUGGCAUUGCAAUGAUUUACCAAAAGCUGCAGCUCUGUAAGCCUUUAAAUACCAACCGUACAGGAGUUCUGAAGAAUUGGCUUUUGUAAAGUUGCGUUGCCAGAGUGAAUAUCAGGGUCAUAGCAAAGACAAGCAGAAUUUACAGAUUCAAGAUAGUUACAUUGAAGAUUUUGAUACGAACAUCUGUUGUUCUUGUUUCUCUCUAUUUUAAAUGCAUUGUGUUCAACAUUAAUAUUAUAGUUGUUGCACGUUGGAGGGAGAAUUUCAAUUUUUAUGAAUCAAUCAAUCAAUUAGCUUACAAAUGAUUAUUGUAUUUAUUAAUUUCAUGAACAUUUAUUAUUUUGAUACAUUGUACACUUAUUUAUAUCAUUCUGAACACCUGAAAACACACAGAAUAUGCCUAGACCAUGACUUUGUUUCAAUGGCAAUGACUCUGAAAUAGAGGCCGUACAUUGUUACUAAACGGAAAGAACACUAGUCUGUCAAUAUGUGCCGGCAUUGCCCUGGAUUCAUUGUAAAAUCAGUUUUAUUGAAUAUGUGUUUUUUGUUGUUUAAUUUUGUGUACAGUGUGUAUUUGGCAUGCCAGCUUGCUACCUCAGUGACAGAUACAUGAUUGUCAAUGCUGUCUUGCCAGUACUACAAAUUGGUUCAUGUAAGGCACAUUCCCUUAGCCCCCCUGUCCACUAGACAGAUAUUGGUGCAAGACUGCAAUCAAGUUUGGAUUAUUUUGUGCAUUAUCCUUGGUUUUGAA